CUGGCGAGCAGUUUUUAGGCUUAUCCAGCCGGCAGGCAGGAAGGAGCAAAUCUCUCAGCGCAUAAUCACGGCAUUUCCAUACUAUGGAAAGCAGGUGAUGUGAGGCACUUGUGGAUAUGUAUUUUUCCUUUCGAAUCGUGAAGCACCACUUCUCAGUUCCAUCGCGUGCCUAAACUGCCUCACUUCAAAUCCACUUUGGCAAAUCUACACUAAAUUUGAUGGCCCCAGAGGUAGUACUAGGAGGAGGAUUAUCUGAACCCGUUGUUCACUAUGGUCGAGGGUUCCGUGCGUAUGGCACCCUCUGCAAACGCAGCGCCAAAGAACUCGUCCACGUCGUCAUUGUCGUCGCUGUCCACACCUCUCACUGCUCAGCUCUCUUCCGCCCAGCAGCGGCCACAUCAGCAACGUCAUUGUUCGACGACGCUCGACGGACUUGUCAAGAAGAGGGUAGCCGCUCCGAGUAAUGCUUCUGGCAUUCCUCUGCCCCGUCAGGGGUUGCGGGCACGGGGAGGUCGAAAGUCACCCACAAGUAACAUCACCAACAGCACGUCCAUCCCUCAGACGCAGUCAUCCACCUCAAUCACCAGCAGCAAAAUAUCAAGCAGCAGCGUCACUCCUAAAAAUGCAGUAACUGUGCGAUCAAUAGCGGGCGGAGCUCUGCGCUACGCCAAUGCGCGGCUUCGAAGGCACACCGAUUCAUCCCUCCUCGACCUCUUUUCAUCGUCGACUGCCGAUGCCAUAGAUGCGGGAGCUGCGACAGUGUCAUCAGCACCCGCAGACGACGACCAAGGCAGUGACGAAGAGGACUCAUUGCUCACUGCUUUUAUUCGCGCCGCUCAGCAAGGAGGCAUACCUCCGAUUGCUCUUGCCGCUGCCGAAGCAUCCGCAGCCAAGCGCCACCAUCACGCGGCUAAAAGUCACGGUCGUAGGAACACUGCCGUGACCUGUGGAAGCGGCAGCAGCAGCAGUAGCAACGGCAGUAGCACUUGUGCAGGGGCUGCAGCUUCAACAACUCGCAGUGGGAUACCAAGGCCGACAAGCGGCCUGGCUUCAGUUGUGAACAACAAGGCAUCUACUGCUACUAGCACUAGCACUGGUAGUGGUAGUGGUACUACACCAGAAACAUCUAUGAACAACCAUCCAAUAGGAAGCCAUGCGCGCACUGGAGGACCUGCGGGAGCAAGAGCAGGAGUGGUCGUGCCUCGUCGACUCGCAAGUACCAGUACUGGACAGAGACAAGCCAGCGCAGCGGGGAUCGCAAGCAGAGUCGCUUCUGGUUCGAAUGUAUCGAAUCCCAACCACCACCAUCGCUCGAGCCAGUCUCCAACUGCUGGAAGCACAGUACCAACAGCAGCAGCGUUCGUUCCCAGAUCUCCGUUGAUCGGUCGGCCAGCCAAUAUGGGCUCCAAAGAGGAGGACAUUGCUCGCUGGUGUGCCAGCGUGUCACCAAAGUAUGGCGGGCCGUCGCCAGCGCCUUCGCCAGAUCCUGACGAAAUUUUCCUGCGCUAUCACGCCACAGUGCAACGGACCAGCCAACACAAUCCUAGCGCAGCUGGACCUGUCGCCGCGGACCAACUCCACACAACGUCGUCACACCAACACCACCGCUCUACGACGAACCAGACUUCCUCAUCGACACCACAACGCAACAAGGGCAGAUCAAUACCCCGCAGCGGCGUUCCAACUUCGAAUCUGGUCGAAAACAGUGAUCAUUUCCAUCGGAGCAAUCAUCAUCAUCACCACCAGCAGCACCCCCACCACCCACAGAUGCAUAGUUCAAGUCACUCCAGACAAACGACGGGAACUGGAAGCAACAAUGCUCACUCCGCAGUUCCGCACAGCAGGAAUCAUCACGGACUAGGGCCGACCAGUAGCGGUAGGGGUAUGACAGGUAAUCAAUCAAUUCCAGCUGGUCAUCGAGGCAAUACGUACCCAUACCAGCAACAACAGACUCAGCAUUCCAUCAACUCUAGCCACAACGAACACGGCCAAAGCAGCAGCGGCGGAACCAGUCCCAACAAAAUUCCAGCGUCGAAACUGCGCAAGACUCGUGCUCAGAGUCAGCUGGUACGACCUGGCCAACUUCGACCGUCACCUGCGGAGGAGCCAGGACUAGAUGACGUAGCGGGGCUUCUCUGGGUGACCAACUCCGCAGAUUUGGACUGUGGUGUGGACAUAGCAGUAGCGGCCGCAGAAGGAGACGACGAUGCCUUCCAUUCUCCCGCAUUGCUCAAGACCCCCAGCUGCAGCAGCGGUGCGCUCAAUUCGGCAGAGGUGUCCACGUCCAGCCUGUCUCGCUCGGACAUGCCACCGCCGUCGGAAGCUGACCUCGCAACGCUGCUGCCACUGCCGUCGUCGCUGCCUCUGCGCACGAAACCGGGGAGCUCUUCAAGCGCCGGCAAAGCUGGCCGUCAUCAUACCGUGGCACACGGCUCCUCCAGACGACACCAUCGGCGGAGGUCCGAAGACGAUGAUGACGCAUUUCGCUUUCCGGACACCUCUGGGCAAGCUCGCAAGCACAAGCCGCAUCGGUUGGACGUUGCCGACGACGCAGAUCCGCAGCUCGCUGCUGUGAACAGUGAGGAAGAGGAGAAACCCACAGUGCUACGCGCUCAUAACUAUGCGCGUCACGGCGCCGAAAUAGACAUCAUACCCAAAGCGUCAUCAGCGGCUGCUGCUGGUGGAGAUUCACCGUCGAUUGUACCAAAGAAUACAUCACCACACACACUACGGCAUCAUCGAAUUGUUCGUCAGUCAAGCGGCUCGCCGCGCGCAUCGCCAAAGUUCCAGCCACGCUCACCAACAGUGUCACGCGAAUCUGACAGUCUGAUUCUGCCCGGCGAGGGAGAUCCUCUCCCGGCGUCCAUGUGUGAAGCAGGCGCCGAUGCUGCUACGGGAGCAGGAGCAGCAGCGGUAGCAGCCCCUACUGGCUCAUCUAAUGCGCUGAUGCGAAUUCCGUCGAACCAGAGCGAUGGGUUUGAGCUCCAGGGCUCGCCGAGUCCAGGUUCAAACCAGCUUACACCGGACUGCGCACUGUCUAGUUCUCCGCAACACUUGGGAUUUGAGCAGCGUCGUGGUUCGUUGCGGCGCAAGAGCUCCCGCGGCUCAACGGACAGUGGUGCUGCUGCGAAGGCGGCAACGACCGCCACCGAUGGCAAGGGAUGGCUGCUGGGAAGAAAGCUGAGCAUGGGGAAAGCAGGAAGGUUGAAGAAGCCUAGUUCAAGAAGCUUAGAGGACUUAUCGCCACAGCAUGAUGGACAUGGUGACUCGCUCGACAGCCAGAAGGCAGAUGAUGACGAAGCGGAGCCUGCUGUCGGUACAAACGAAGUGGAAGCAACGGCAGAACAGAUACCCGCUGCCAAUCUCCAACGACCAUCGAGUGGCGACAAGCGCAGUGGCAAGCGGCUGUUCGGCUUCGCCAACCCUCGCCGAUGGGCAAGCGGGAAGAACAAGAAGCUGGAGAAAGCGUCCAAAUCUGCCGACAUUCAGCAGGAGUACACGUUUCCAUCCUGACCCGAACCGGUCAUCUAAACUAGCCAACCACCAGCGGCAAUGACCCUAUCAGCUGAACCCCCAUCCAGUCAUGGUCACGAGAAGCUCGGUCAGCUCUGUCGAUGGGCAGGCAGAUGGA
Messenger RNA from Sycon ciliatum, 3631 nucleotides. Its product is annotated as hornerin-like. Bases 271 to 3513 code for a protein of 1080 amino acids. The record is from RefSeq and is a predicted model, not a curated record. The transcript is spliced from 7 exons. NCBI's taxonomy places the organism in Eukaryota, Metazoa, Porifera, Calcarea, Leucosolenida, Sycettidae.